AGUAAUUUGUUUGUCACUUAGUUAGGGCUAGGCUUCCACUAUAAACUAUGGAAGAUGUAGCACCUUACACUGAGAUAGAUCGUCUUGAUCUACGAAUGUAUUCUGAUGAAGAAAUUGAAAAAAUAUCUGUUAUGCAAGUAACAUCAGAAGAAUCCAUAAACAACAUGGGACAUUGUUGUAAAGGGGGUCUAUAUGACCAAAGAAUGGGUGUGAUGAUGAGGAUUUCCACUGGCGUGUGUGAAACAUGUCACCUCAAUGCAGAGAAAUGUAUGGGUCACUGUGGCCAUAUUGACAUGCCUGUACCUGUCUACAAUCCUGUCUUCUUGACUCAUCUCUACAAGCUUCUUCGUAUUGUGUGCUUUGGCUGUGGCUCAAUUCCAGCAAAUUCCAUGGAUGUACUGCAACUACAGUACCAACUGAAGCUGCUGUCUGAGGGCUACAGCCAUGAAGCUUUGGGUGUGUGCCAGAUCGUGUCAGAAGUCAGGGAGGAUGAGAUACAAGUUGACGCAGAUGGGAAGGAAACUAAAGCCACCGGUGCUGCUGUAACUAUGCUCAUGUCUCUCAAGGCUAAACUUGAUGCUUACUACGAGUCUGUUUCUGCUAGAGCAGCGGAUGAAGGAUCACGCGUGUACACAUCCACAGUUCGGUCCGUCAGAGACGAGUGCGUCAAAUCCUUUAUAUCAUCACUAAAACCAAGACGCUUCUGCCCAAACUGCAAAUACCCUUCCUUUUCUGUCAUCUACAGGAUGAGUCAGAUGAUUGUUGCGCCUAAGGCUACACAUGCAGGUAAAGGCAAGAGGGAUGACGCUGUGGUGUCCGGUAUCCUAGACUUGGACCUCUCACGUCAGUCCGUCCUGACUCCGUUACAGGCUCGGCAGCUGCUACGGGAAGCCUGGAAGAGCGACAGCAUGACGCUGUCACAAAUAUUCCCCGUAUUGAACAAUUCCCCCACAAAGCACCCCACGGACCUGUUCUUCAUCUCCAAGCUGCUGGUUAUCCCCCCCAAGUACAGGCCUCUGGUCCGCAUGGGGGACCUCUUCUUGGAACACGACAGUGUCGUUCUUCUUAAG
Hyalella azteca is the source of this 1070-nucleotide messenger RNA. RefSeq names its product DNA-directed RNA polymerase I subunit RPA1. Gene Ontology annotation, molecular function: DNA-directed RNA polymerase activity; DNA binding. Gene Ontology annotation, cellular component: RNA polymerase I complex. Lineage: Eukaryota; Metazoa; Arthropoda; Malacostraca; Amphipoda; Hyalellidae. The record is from RefSeq and is a predicted model, not a curated record. Gene Ontology annotation, biological process: DNA-templated transcription.